Salvelinus namaycush (lake trout) is the source of this 3949-nucleotide messenger RNA. RefSeq names its product protein Jade-1-like. Gene Ontology annotation, biological process: regulation of transcription by RNA polymerase II. The coding region runs from base 329 to 3115 and encodes 928 amino acids. NCBI's taxonomy places the organism in Eukaryota, Metazoa, Chordata, Actinopteri, Salmoniformes, Salmonidae. Gene Ontology annotation, cellular component: histone acetyltransferase complex. The transcript has 11 exons. The record is from RefSeq and is a predicted model, not a curated record.
UUGCGUUCCAAAAAUAAAUCGACCAAUGGUUAUUCGGUUGAAGGUUGUAAACGGGGAGCAUUGGAGACUGUGAACAUUUUUCAGGCGGUUUUAGGUCACCAUUUCGAUUAAUCACGCAAAAACGCGUUGGCCCAAUGAAAGUGCCCCAUCUUGCGACAACAGGCAGUAGUUGAGUAUACCCUCCAAAUCCAGCAUACGCCACUGUUUGUGUUUGAGGAAUGCGGGGUGAGUGGUACUCGCUGCUACACGAGCUGUAUUUAGACACCACCGCAUCUGCCAGACGUGCUGUAGAUUACACCAUUACACCUUGACCUCGCCAAGACUGACAAUGAAGAGAAGUCGACAUCCAAGCAGCAGCGAAGAAGACUCUGAUAAUGGAAGUAACUCCACUUCCUGGUCCCAACAUUCUCAACCCAGGAGAGCCAAUUGGAAGAAGCCCUCAGAAGUGUUCAGGACAGACUUCAUCACGGCCAUGAAGCUCCAUGACACAUACCAACUGAACCCAGAGGAUUACUACGUCCUGGCCGAUCCCUGGAGACAGGAGUGGGAGAAGGGAGUCCAGGUCCCUGUCAGCCCUCACACAAUCCCCCAGCCUGUAGCCCGGGGAGUGGCAGAGCGGGGGAUGGAGGUGAUGUUCACGACGCCUAAGAAGUGGAUCCGUUCGGGAUGUUCAGGGGCACUGGGGUACGUGGACAUCCAGACCCUGUCUGAGGGGACCUGUCGAUACGACCUCAACGACACUGACGUGGCCUGGCUGGAGCUCAUCAACCACCAGUUCACUCUGAUGGGCAUGGUGCUGCUGGACGAGAUGACCAUGGAGAGAGUGAUGGAAGAGUUUGAGAGGCGUUGCUAUGACAGAAUGAGCCAUGCCAUGGCAACGGAGGAGGGGCUUGGCAUGGAGUACGACGAGGAUGUUGUGUGUGACGUCUGUCGGUCACCUGACAGCGAGGACAACAACGAGAUGGUCUUCUGUGACAAGUGCAACAUCUGUGUUCACCAGGCGUGUUAUGGGAUUCUGAAGGUGCCAAAGGGAAGCUGGCUGUGUCGGACCUGUGACCUCGGCAUCUUGCCAAAAUGCCAACUCUGCCCCAAGAAGGGCGGGGCCAUGAAACCCACCCGCAGCGGAACAAAGUGGGUUCACGUCAGCUGUGCCCUGUGGAUCCCCGAGGUGAGCAUUGGGAACCCAGAGAAGAUGGAGCCGAUCACCAACAUGUCCCACAUCCCCAGUAACAGAUGGGCUCUGACCUGCUGUCUCUGUAAAGACCAGACUGGAGCCUGUAUACAGUGUUCAGCUAAGAGCUGUCGGACAGCGUUCCAUGUGAGCUGUGCCUUACAGAGCCUGGAGAUGAACACCAUCCUGACAGAGCAGGAUGAGGUCAAGUUCAAAUCCUUUUGCCCCAAACACUCCGGUCUGAAGGGAGGACAGGACGGAGAGGGGGAGGAGGGAAAGGAGGGGGCCAGAGACAAUAAGUGGCGGAAGAGUGACAGAGUCAGAGGUGAUGAAGUUCCAGCCCCCAAGGAGGAGAGCAGGGUGAACCAGCAGGCGGUGAACCAGCAGGCGGUGAACCUGCGUCAGAUCAAACUGCAGCAGCUGGAGGAGGAGUUCUACCAGUUUGUUGACGUUAAGGAGGUAGCCAAUCACCUGCAGUUGCCCCCGGAAACAGUAGACUUCCUGUAUCAGUACUGGAAGCUGAAGCGCCGAGCCAAUCACAGCCAGCCGUUGCUGACCCCCCAGAAGGAGGAGGAGGAGAGUCUGGCGAGGAGAGAGCAUGAUGUCCUCCUCCACCGCCUACAGCUGUUCACUCACCUCCGCCAGGAUCUGGAGAGGGUGCGUAACCUGACCUACAUGGUCACACGGAGGGAGAAGAUAAAGAGGACUCUGUGGAGGAUCCAGGAACAGAUCUUCACUCAUCAGGCCGAGCUGCUGGACCAUGAGAUCAUCAACGGGUGUCUGAACCACAGCGUCCGUCUCAGUGUGGUUUCGGCUCCAGUGGCGGUGUUGGGGUACAGCGGCCUGAAGACCCAGAGGAGAGACCGAGGGAGGGGAGGGCACCGGAGAGGAGGCCUACAUCUACUACACAGUCUGACUGAGGGGGGUAGACACGUCAGAGGACAGACAGACAAUCAUACCAGAGGACAGACAGGCAACAACUCCAGCAAACUGAAGACAGAAAGUAGAGAGAGCGGCAGACCCAGAAUAGAGGGUAGGAAGAGCCUGAGGAAGGAGGCCCCAGAAUCUGAGCAGCAACAGAAGAGCAGCAGGAGGAGGAGAGGAGAGGACCAGGGAUCGGAGGAGGACCAGAUAACGGAGAGGAGAAAGAGGAGAGGAGAGACGGACCAGGGAAUGGACGAGAAGACAGGAGAGGAGGACCAUGGAACAGAGGGGAGGAGAGGACUCAAGGAAAGCUCUCCAAUCAAAGCCAAAACCAGACUGGGGUCAAAGGCCAGUAGGCUCAGUGAUAUGACUGAUGCUAAACCAGCCAAUAGAAUGAGUGAAGCUAGGGUUAGGUUAACUAGGAUCAAGGUUCAUAAUGUGACUGAGGCUAGGGUCAGGUUAACGAGGGUUAGGGUUAGUGAUCAUGUGACUGAAGUGAAGGAGAGGAAGGUGAGGCUCAGCGGAACAGACAGCCAAUCAGACCCCAGAGACACCACUGUAUCCAUGACAACCAAACACAACAGCUGGCUGGCCAGUGGGCCUGGUGGCAGCCAUCUUAAGAACUGGGGUAAGUUCAGAAUCCCAAAGAGGAGUGAGAGGCCAAAGGAGGAGCCAUCAAACCCCAACCCCCCACAGCACAGACCUCCCAACCCCCCACAGCGCAGACCUCCUAACCCCCCACAGCACAGACCUCCUAACCCCCCACAGCACAGACCUCCCAACCCCCCACAGCGCAGACCUCGUUCCCCACAGCGCAGACCUCGUUCCCCACAGCGCAGACCACUGCACAGUGAGCCGUCGUACCCCAGGAGACGACUCCGUACAGAGAGCGAUGGCUACUCCUCUGCUAACUCUGAAACUCCGCCCAGUGGGUUGGACAUGAAGGCAUGCCACGCCCACCAGCUGAGGGGCGGGGCCUAUGGCUCUGACAUCAUCCACCAAGGGGUUCUAGCCUCCUGAUGACAUCAUCCUGCUGAGAUGCAACACUUGAAACAAACAGCACCAUGUUAAUAGAAAAUGAAGCUAGCCCGAGGUUGCUUUUUAUAAUCACAUUUACAGAACUGAUCAUUUGUAAGGUUGUAUAUAUUUUCAAUUCUGUUAAGAUUAUUUUUCAGUGAAUGUAUUAUGACAAUUAACUGUAGACAUGCUCAUAGCCUCAACACAAUCACACCUGACAACUGGUUUUUGUUGAAGCAUAAGCCAUGUAUUUAAUUUGUAGUUUCAAAAUCACAUUAUAGCACUUGCAAUUGAAGAAUGGUCAAGCAUUAAUGAUUAGUAGAAAAUGAAUGAGAAUUUAACCUGAAACCACCCUUUCUAUACUUCCCAGCAGUGAAUCAAGAGGUCUAAUAUUUCUAGAAAACCAACAGGGGCUGAUGCUGUGGAGGUGGCUGGGUAUUGAACUAGACAGUGUCUGAUGGUGACUAGUGUUUAAGUGAUCGCUGAAGUGUUAUAUGGUGGGAUCGUCUUGACAAAUGCUGCGUUUGCAGUCUUCACUAACACAGGGACAUUGCCUUUAAAUGUCAGCGAUACGGUUCGACUAGAACCCCAGGGCAGGUCUAGGAUCUGUCUAUAAGGCAAAACUGAUCAGAGGCUUUAUGGAGAAUGAGACCACUUCCUUGUCUGUGACUCAUGUGCCUAUCUUUAUUAUCAGUGUUUGCACUAAGACAGGAUGGCUGGGCUUGGAAUAAAUUAUUUUUACAGAAAAACAUUUUGUACCAUUGACUGCUGCAUUAUCGUUAUGCAAAUGACCAGUUCUGUCAUGUCUUAAAUAAAUUCACUCUUAAAUCACCUCAA